AUGCUGGCGUCUAAAGUUUGUCUACUCAGAAAUAAGUCCUAUCAAGUAUCGCGAACACUCUUCUGUUGUAUCGCGCAAUCACGAUCCAUUGUCUCAAGUCCUCAAGUUGCCGAUAAUCCUGCGUUCUUUACUCCAAUACCACCUGGAGAUUUAACGCUUCAAUUCAAGCACCGCAUUGCGGGAAGGAAAUACUUGCCUGGUUCCCAAGGCAAAGGAUUUCCAGAGUUCCUGGCCUCUCCUCGACAAGGGCUGCCAUAUGCACUACGCGCAGACACUGUAAGUCAUAUAAGCGUGGAGAAAUGGGGAAAAAUGUGCCGCGAACAGCUGGACAAAGCAAUCCCAGAAUACAAUGUAGUUCUGUUCCGCAAUCUACCCUUGUUUGAUGCAAAAGAUUUUGCUAAAUUCGCGUCCAGUCUUGGGUACAAGCCAACAAAUUAUGAAGGAGGAACCGGAAAUAGGUACCUAGUUGAAGGGGAGACGGAAGUGUACUUAUCCACAAGUGAUCCCCCGGAUUUUAACAUCGAGCUGCACAACGAGAUGGCAUGUUCACCUGUGCACCCGAAAAAGGUAUAUCAGUAAUAUUCCAGUGAUCUUUGUUUACCCCCUUAAAAUUACUAACAUGAAAGGAAAGUUAGUUUAGAAUUAAGUUAGCUCUGGAUUCAUUAGAGAGUUUAAGUUACCACAAAAGCGACGGCGGCGAAAAACGUCGCUUAAAAAGUGUAUUUGAGUUCUCCCAAUCUCUACUGCGAUUUAAAUUCAAACUCAUUUAUUCUGCUGGCGAACUCCUCUGAAACAGAAUUCCAAAGACCAGAAAGAGAAAGAAAAUAUCGUCGUCGCUUGUUUAACGUCCUCCGUAAAACGUGAACUUAGGCAUUUUUAUUGUAGUGGUGAGGGCAAAGAAAUAUAUGAAAACGUGUGUUGGACGUGCAAAGAUGUUGUUUUGCCUGACCAACCUAUUCCUUUUUUGACGUUUUCGUUGCCGCCUCUGUUGUAACAUCUUAAAUUCCCAAAUAUUAUCAACUCCCACCACAUUAGUAUAUUGCAGGUCCAUUUUUCUUUUCAUGAUUAGGGUUAUCGUACCUGAUUUUAUAAUCAAAGCAAAGGAAAUGUUUAUUGUUAUCUUAAAUCCAGCCUGCGGUUAGCAUUUAUUUUGCUUACAUGACGUUGACUCAGUGAUUUAGACCACAGUCAAACCUCUAUUAAGCAGUCACCUGUCAAUUUCCCGAAAUUUGCUUCCCAUAUUUACUGUAAAAUUUGACCUCUAUUCAACGGUCACGUGCUAUUUUCACUGAUGAUCAGUUUCCAUUUCAUCAAACCUGAUAUUGUAGGUUAUUUUCUUCUGCUUGAUCGAGCCAAACGAAGAAUUGGGAGGGGUGACACCCUUGGCCAGAAAUAGCGAGAUAUCCGCCCAACUGGACCCAGCAGUUGUGAAGAAGCUGGAAGAAAAACAGAUCCGUUACACUCGCUACCUGAUAGACGAGAGGCAUAAGCCAUAUGCAUCCUGGCAGCAGUCAUUUAUGACUGACAACCGAAAGGUGAGACUAGAGCUAUAUUCUCACUGUACCGGAAAGCUCUUGCGCCGGCGCGAAAACCAUACCCUAUCGGACUUUUGCUCACACAUAAGAACGAUGAUUUCGGGGCGGUUUCUGCGCCGUUCAGAUCUUGACAGCGGGGUGCCACACUUUGGUGGAGGUUGAACAGGUAUUCGGACCGUAGAGCAAGAGAAUAUGUAGGAGCGAGGAAUGGAAUCCACAACAACAACAACAUAAUUUUAUUGUUCAGUAAGAAUUAACUUAAUUAAUUAUACUGUCCCGCAGGUAGCAAAAGCUAAUCUAGGCGGGGCAGAAGAACAACUGAGACGUAAAUGAAUGUUCAGGAGUGAGGACUGGGAUUUAGGUCACCAAGUUCUCUCGGCAAUCCCAGAUCCGGCACAAAGUUCGGUGUGCGUGAACGACUUUUUCCAGUUCGGUGCCGUUGCUGUUCAUAUUAUACUGGCGUGUCGGAACAAAAAGCUAUCCGCUAAAGUGUGAAUGUAGCCUUAAAUCACUGUUAAAAAAGCCUGAAAAAUGGAACCGAUUCCAAAUGUUUAUUUGGACGUUGCGGGUGAAUCAUAUCUGUGUCGAGUCCAGUUGCACUAUGGGACUGUUUUCCUCUUCUUUCAUUGGUUAUUACCAAGUUGCGCAAGACACUGGGACAAAAAUCGUCCCAUAAUUGAAUUCAACACCGACCCAGUUCUAAGCGGUCAAUUGCGGUACUGUUCGAGGACAGAGCUGAGCGACGUCUGCGCAUGUGCAGAGACAGGAGAGGUCUGGGGACGAAGCAACGAUCGUUUGCGAAAGGAUUUUCUAAACAACGUCACGUUUUGGCGUUUUUAAGGUGGCAAACAAUGAUGUCAGUCAAGUUAGUACCCCCAGAAUCUAAGGAAAGAAUUGUUGGGAACGAGCUUGAUUAACUUAAGGUUAAAAGGUAAUUUAAGAGCGAACGAAAAGUCCUUGCUUUCCUGGGCAACUUUGUGAAAAAACGCUUCUUACCUGUUUUGCAGAAAGUGGAAGAAUUCCUGGAGCGACAAAAUUUCAGUUAUGAAUGGGAGAAGGACACCGGAAAUUUGUCUUACUGGUAUUCACUUCCGCCACUGAUGACUCAUCCAACCACGGGCCAAAAAAUUUGGUUCAAUCAACCUAACGUACACCAUAAUACAUACUACAAGGAGUCACCCAUGUUAGACGGUGUCACGCUUCCAGACCACAUGUACCCAACGCACACCCUUUAUGGUGACGGAAGCGAGAUAGAACCGGAAGUAAUUCAACACAUCCGGGCAACCGGUUGGCGCAAUGCAGUUGGAUUUCCUUGGCGAAAAAGAGAUGUGUUAGUGUUGGAUAACUUGACCGCUCAACAUAGCCGCUUGAGCUUUAGUGGGGACAGAAUGAUUCUGGCCUACCUGACGGCUGAAUGAGGCGUGAAGUGGUCUUAAACAAUUUGAAAUCAAGGAAUUUCCCUAACCUUGAAAUUGGCCAUUUUGAGAAAGAGCUUUUUGUAGAAAUAAAUGCGUUUGUCCAGUCAGAUAACUAGUUAAAACGUCCACUUUUCAAUAGAGCGGCUUUCAGGCAGUAUGUCGAAUCAAUCAAUCUAGCUUUGUAGUGACCUUCCUGCCAUUUUUCUCAACCAAUCAGAAAGCCAAUAAGUCAUGUUCGUAUUCCCCUUAACGAACUUGGAACGAGGCUAGCGUAUUCACAUGACGUCACGGCGCGCGGGCUACGACGGGAAGAGGAAAGAGACUACAGAGGCUUCUGCCAUAUAACUCUCUGGCACGAUUUGCGGUUCUCUGUUAAUGGCGGAACCAGGCGAAGAUUUAAGGGAUUUUGAGUGUUCUUUUAAAAACGAACUGAGUCUUUCCCUCUUUCCAUCGUCCCCCUCGCGCUGGCUAUUUCUUUUUUGAUUUUUGUUUUUUUAUUGGAUACUCGGCCGGAGCUUCUACGGAGAAGAGAGUCGAUACGGUACUAUUACAAUGCCUUUGAGCCACGAUGUGACCAAAUAAUGUAAUGUAAAAACGAGCGUCCAGGCCAUAAUUUUAUGCCAGUGCCACUCUUGUGAGUGGUCUAUUACUGUAGGAAUACCACUAGUGACUUGAUGUUUCUAAGCAUACUACCGAGCUUUCAUGGUCAGACUGUAUGCUAAAUAAAACAAGUUAAAUAUUAUUUGGAGUAAAGUUUGAAAUUUUCUUUAAAAAAAAUAUACGUGCACUAUUGUCGAAAGACCGCUCACUUGAUGUUUUCAGCUCUAAGACCAAGUAAGCUUGUACCGUAAAAUGAAGUACUAUACCACUAUACAGCUGACUAUAGUUUAUUUAUGAAGUUGUAGAGAAAUCAGUGUAGAGCCAUAAAGCAAUAAAGUAGUCAAAGGCUAGUCGUGGCAUUACAACAGCAAACGCACGCGGGUAUUUUCGCCCUUGUACGUCGCUGAACUCGGCACAUUGACUGAUUUAAGCUGAUGUAGGAAGCCAUUUUUCACCUCUAUUGCCUAGUUGAAAGUGUACGUGUAUAUCCGAUCCUCCCAGUAGCCUGAAUUUCAUCCGAUUACUUCGAGUCGUUAUUACUCCCUCAGUAACGUCUGAAUCGACCGGCCGUUAAUGCCGUCCAGUGACGACACUACUCCUUGACCUUUGCUUUAAUUCAUGCAAAAAGUACAACACGAUUUUCGAGUGGCAAACGGAGAAAUACCGUUUGGAAAUGUCUGCAUGAUACAGAACUGCAUUAUUUUUUUCGGUCGUAAUUCAUGUUUAACGUUCAAACUAUCAACUGCAUGCAGUAAAACUCUGAUCCGGUUGUACUAAAUUCUAUAACAAACUCGGUCGCAAUCACGCAAUGAAAUAAACACACACACGGAACACAUGGUUCAAAAACACAAUGAUUUGCUUUAAUUGAAAAGAAGCUAUUUGGUCCUUAACGAAGAAAAAAAACAAGGAGACAAAGACAGAAAGGCUAAGAGAAUCAUUACACUUGACGGGUAAAAAUAGCAAGAAGGUCGAACUAUAACAUUGAUCUCAGAAAACUUCGCGUAAACAAAAUCACCGGCCGCCGAAAUCACAAAGCGGCUCUAAAUGAAAAACCUACCGACUCUGCGCGAUGAUUCUUCAUUCGUAGUUCAAUUUAGCUUUUCAGUUUCGAAGACAAGGGCAAUUUUGCUGUUUAAGAUAAAGACUAAGCUUAUCGAAAUGUUUGAACUAAACGAAAGAAUGCCAGGGAUGCGAUCAGCUGAAUAGCAAGCGACAAUCCCGCUAAAAGUUUUCAUAAUUAUACAUAAUUAUGCGGAUAUUUAGGCAAUCAACCAAUCAAAAUCACUACCCGGUUUUCGGGUAGUGAGUGAUGUCACUGGACGGCAUUAACGGCCGGUCGAUUCAGACGUUGUUGAGAGGAGAAAACGACUCGAAGUAAUCGGAUGAAUUUCAGGCUAAUCCUCCCAGUAAAAUGAAGUUGCCUGUUAUUGCCUAUAAUAUUAGAUAACCAGCUCUUCUUCCAUGUUUGCCUUUUUUUUACAAAAGAUCUGAAAAAUUAUCUCAUCGAUAGUCGUUCUGUCGCUUAAGUUUUAAGUUUUCUGCACACUUUGCACUCAAGUAAGUAA
Messenger RNA from Porites lobata, 5118 nucleotides. NCBI's taxonomy places the organism in Eukaryota, Metazoa, Cnidaria, Anthozoa, Scleractinia, Poritidae. The record is from the annotation of a GenBank genome assembly.